Messenger RNA from Paramecium tetraurelia, 1317 nucleotides. RefSeq lists its product as uncharacterized. Gene Ontology annotation, molecular function: pre-mRNA 3'-splice site binding; poly-pyrimidine tract binding. The record is from RefSeq and is a predicted model, not a curated record. The transcript is spliced from 5 exons. NCBI's taxonomy places the organism in Eukaryota, Ciliophora, Oligohymenophorea, Peniculida, Parameciidae. Gene Ontology annotation, cellular component: commitment complex; U2AF complex; U2-type prespliceosome.
AUGGAAAAUAGAAGCAAAAGUGAGGCUAAGAAGGAUAAAAGAAGAAAAAGAAGUAGAAGUAGAUCCUAAAAAAAGGAGAAAGCAUAAUAAAAAAGUAAGAAAUCUAAAGAAAGAAAGUCAAAAGAAAGAAAAAAGUAAGAGAAAAAACCAGAAAACAAGUCGAUUAAAGAAAAAGAAGUUAAAGUUGAGGUACAAAAAAAGGUUGGAGAAAACGAAACGAAAGAAUAACGAAACUCACGAUUAAAAAAGGAGAGGAGAAACAGAUCUAGAUCUAAUUCUGCUGUUAAACAUUACUAAAAGUAAAUCUUAGCUAACAAUCCUGCUUCUAAAUAGAAUGCCCUAGGCUAUGACAAAUAGGAUAAAUUUUGGAAUGGUUUCACUUGGGUACCUAAAACAAAUUUGCAUGACAAGGUUAGAGAUGAUAAGGAGAAAGUAAUGUCAUUGACUAGUGGAAUGAGAAGAAUUUAAAUUUGCAACAUUCCUACAGGCUUGACUAAUCGAGAUCUUUAUGCCGAACUGAGUAGAUUUAUGAAUAGAAAUUACUUAAACGAUGUUGGCAAUGCCAAACCAAUCUUAUAUUGCCAUUUGAAUGAAAAAGACAGAACCUGCACAAUAGAGUUAUCUUCUGUUGAAGAAGCCAAUAGGAUGCUAAAAUUAGAGGAUAUCAAGUUAUUGGAUGAAUCUUGUAAGAUCUUUCGUCUUGGUGAUAGCUUAUAUGGUCAAUCUGUGAAUUCGUCAUAGUUAGUCUAGUAAGCGCAUAACAUGGCCUAGGCGUAAGCUGCUGCCUAUCUAGCAUUAAAGUCACUUGGAUAUGCCAGGGGAUAGAGGGAAGAUGAUGAAAUUCUGGCUUAGACAGGUAUCCCAUCCAGGAUUAUAAAGGUUGGAAAUUUUUUAAAUGCUGCUAUGGCAAUAAAUUUAAAUAGAAAUGAAUGGAAUGAAAUGAGAGAUGAUUUAUUAGAAGGAUUUUCAUAAUGCAAUUAAUUUGAAGAUGACUUCUUUGUUAGACCAUUUCAAGCUGGUUUAGGAGCUGAGGCAGGUUCCCUAUUUAUUGUGUAUUCAACUAUUGAGGACGCAUAAAAGAUUGUGAUAUCAAUGUAUGGUAGAACUUAUAAUUAAAGGGCUCUAAAGAUUAUAUUCAUUAAUGAAUAAACUUAUAUUAGAAGUUAUAUUCCAUUAAAAUUGAAAUAGCAGCCAGAAACAGAGGAUAUGUUAAAUAGAGAAUAGGAUAAAUAUGAUGACGAAGACUUUGAAGAAGAAGAAGAGUAUUUAGAUAAGAUAGAGAAUGGGUAAAUUGUCGAGAAUAUUAAUAAAAGUUGA